AUGCCAGGACAUGUCGCCGAUUCAGCGAUAGCUGGCGACCAUGCUAUCGAAUAUGGACCAGCUGGAUAUAAGGGCUUUCUCAAAGAAAUCCGCAUUUUCGGAUUAGCAUGUUUUGCUACGAUUGGAGGCUUUCUCUUCGGCUAUGACCAAGGGAUUAUUUCCGGCGUGCUAGUCAUGCAUAGCUUUAAAAAUCAUUUUCCCAACCUUUCCUCCGACGCCGGUCUCGAAGGAUGGGUUGUUUCGAUUAUGACCCUCGGCGCUAUGGUCGGCGCGUUCAUCAAUGGGCCUAUGUCGGACCGCUUCUCCAGACGCUGGUCAAUUUUGAUCGCAAAUAUCGUUUUCCUGAUCGGCUCAGCGAUACAGGCAGCAGCGGAAAAUGUUGCUAUGUUAUUUGUUGGCCGAUUUAUCUUCGGUGUGGGUGUUGGUAUGUUGGCAAUGGUUUGUCCGCUUUAUCUUUCCGAGCUUGCGCCCCCAAAUAUUCGGGGAUCUUUGGUUGCAUUGCAGCAGCUAUCGAUAACUUUUGGUAUUAUGACCAGCUUCUGGAUCAACUAUGGCACUCAAUAUAUUGGGGGUACUGGUGUCGGUCAAAGCCAGGCGGCUUGGAGACUACCACUUGCGCUACAAUGUUUUCCAUCUAUAAUCCUUGCUACCGGCACAUUUUUCUUGCCGUACAGUCCACGAUGGUUGAUGAAUCAGGGCCGAGAAGAUGAAGCUUUGCGUACGUUGGUAAAGUUGCGACGCGUCCCCGAGACAGACCAUCGUCUACAAACAGAGUUCCUUGAAAUCAAAGCGGCUCGCAUGUUCGACGAACAAAUUAGAGACGAGAAGUUUGGCAAAAACUCGUCCAGAUUCAAGGUGGCGCUUCAAGAAUAUAAGGAACUAUUUGUCGCACCUCAUCUGAGAAGGAGAACUAUGGUUGCAUGUCUUUUACAGGUGAUUCAGCAAUUUACAGGAAUCAAUGCCAUCAUUUACUACGCACCACAAUUCUUCGAAGCAAUCGGACUCAGCGGAAACUCGGUCAACCUUUUAGCCACGGGAGUUGUCGGUAUUGUCUUCUUCCUUUCUACCAUUCCCGCGGUCAUGUAUCUGGACAGAUGGGGCCGAAGAAAGACAUUGAUGUAUGGCGCUACUGGAAUGUCCAUCGCGCAGCUGAUCGUAGCUACCUUGUACGCCGUUUACAAAGACACAUUUAGCUCGCAUCCCUCAGCAGGAUGGACUGCCUGUGUGUUUGUGUGGGUGUAUAUUGGCACCUUCGCCUUCUCCAUCGCCUGUGUCAAUUGGAUCAUGCCUUCUGAAAUGUUUCCGCCUGCGAUCCGAGGUAAGGCUGUCGGACUUGCGAUUGCGUUUAACUACCUUUCCAAUUUUAUCGUUGCACUGAUCACUCCGCGUAUGCUUGAGAGCAUUACAUUUGGCACGUUUUACUUUUUCUUGGUGUUCUGUCUUAUUCUGGGAGUUUGGACAUACUUCUGUGUUCCUGAGACAAAAGGGGUACCGAUUGAAGAGAUGGACAAACUAUUUGGUGGAAAUGACGGCGAAGGAGAUUUGCGGAGAAUUGCCGAGAUCCGUGAACAGCUUGGAAUGGGGGGCAGCGGGGUUCUAAAGAGUGAUCUGCUUCAGAAAGAGGAAAGCAGCGAACAUGUUGAAAAUCCCGUUUGA
Messenger RNA from Penicillium manginii, 1656 nucleotides. RefSeq names its product sugar porter family MFS transporter. Bases 1 to 1656 code for a protein of 551 amino acids. Gene Ontology annotation, molecular function: carbohydrate:proton symporter activity. The transcript is spliced from 5 exons. The record is from RefSeq and is a predicted model, not a curated record. Gene Ontology annotation, cellular component: membrane. Gene Ontology annotation, biological process: transmembrane transport; carbohydrate transport. Lineage: Eukaryota; Fungi; Ascomycota; Eurotiomycetes; Eurotiales; Aspergillaceae.